CCGUAGCAACAAGGUCAAUGCCAACUGUGGAGGCAGGGGCGUGGUCGAGCGUCAGUUUGUAAAUGGAGAGCAAGGCCAUGGGAGGCAAGCUGCAAAGCAAUUUAUGCUUGGAUUAAUGAUAAUGAGUGUGCAUCUUCAGUUUCAGUGACAACCAAAGGCUUAAAGGAGGAGAGAAAGAGUAGCGAGGAGGAGAAAUUGAGAUCCAGCACAGAGCUGUAAGUGUAUGUGUACACGUGUGGGUCUCUCAGUGAGACUGAAGUAAUAAAAACAGCUGAAAAGUGAAUAAAGCAACAUCCCCAUCUGUCUCCAUACUUCAGUUUCCCCAAACUCCCUUAAGUGUUGCACCAACCUUUACUCCUAAUUAUUCUGAUUUUAUGAAUAGGUUUUUAAAAAGAAACUUCAGCCUGACAUUUAGUGUCAAGUGGUUGUAUUUUUUUUUUGUGAAUACUAUGAAUGAGAUAAAAACCAAGGUAAUCAACAUUUGCCCAUUUAUGUACUGCGCAACAAGGCUACAAAGUCAUUCUAAUCUACAUUUAGCACUGUUGACACUGUCUAAUAUGUUACUUAUGCUUGAUAUUCAGUCACAUACAUAAAUAUUUGGACAGUAAAAAAAUGUAUUUCAGCUGCUGACCAGAGAAUAUUGGACCUGAAAUUAAAUCAUGUAUACAAGUGCAGACUUUCAGAUUUAAUUUGUGGGUAUUUGCAUCCAAAUCAAAUAUAUGGUCAUUUCACAAUCUACAAUUAAUAAGCAACAGAUGUAAUAAGACUAACCGAGUUGCGAACAGUUUCUGCCCAUUCUGGUGCGACUGCAUGGUCAGGAUUUUCUUCAAGAUACUCCUUUAGGUCCUGCAAUGCAGGCCCAUACAACCCACCAUACUGAACCUAAAAUUCACAAAUACAGUAUAAGGUAAAGCAAUCCAACUUAUGAAAACAUAAUUGUUAAUACUUACAAAAAAAAAAUGCAUGUUAAGUGAUCAUCAGACUCGCCCUUUAAAAAAAAAUGACAAGGACAUAGGGCUGGGCACCGAAAUUCGGUUCCUUCAUGGCACCGACUGAAAUGUUACGGUUCUUCUGGGUAUUGAAACAUGCCUUGCCUUUCGGUUCCACGUUUCGGUUCCCAGAGGUUAAUCACAUGUAAAGUGGAGUGGGCUCUGAUCCGUGCUGGCGUGCUUAUGACCCGAUAAUGCCACCUGUGAUUGGCUGAAACGUUCGCAUGCAUGAAAAAGCAUGUUUCCCAUGUUGUAGGGGGUACUACUUUGUUGCGUCGUCAAUGCCUACAAAAUGCCGAAGUCGAAAGCUUGGUUAUAUUUUAGCAAGAGCGAUAACAAUACUGCGCGGUGCAAUAUAUGCGACAAGAGCAUCACCUGCAAGUCAGGCAGCACUUCAAAUUUCCUAAAGCAUUUGACGGUGCAUGGAAUAAAUCUGAGAGCGGAGAGUUGCACCGUCUUCUCUCACACACCAACUUAUGCACCUUUGUCACCCCCGACUUCUCUGCAGGACGUUUUACCACCAGACUCGGAUUCAUCUGAAAGUACCAAGCACAGCGUCGUGUCUGAUAUUUCAUCUGCCUCUGCCCAGGUCCCUGAUGUGAGGAGGAAAAGGCAGGCAGCUACCGUAAAUCCAUUCACACUAGCAGAAAAGGCCAAAAUGACCAAAGAAAAACAAGCCGAGUGCCACAGGGCAGUGACACAGUUUGUGGUGAAAGGUUUGCUGCCUUUUUCUACAAUGGAGACUCCGUGGUUUAGGGAGAUGAUAAGAACCCUUAACCCCAGGUAUCAGCCCCCCAGCAGAGACAUGCUGGCAAACACAUGCAUACCUGCCUGGUAUGCAGCCGAGAAGGAAAGGGUCAAGACAGAUUUGAAAGACGUCAGGGAUGUGGCUGUAACCGUGGAUGAGUGGUUCUGAGAUAGCUGAUAUGUUAAUUUUCUUGAAGAAAAACUGUUGAUUACAUUGGCGCGCGUGUGUGUGUGUGUGUAUGGUGUGAAUAUGAUAGUGUGUGUUGGUGUUCUUUUUGCACUGGAAAUAAC
Molecule: messenger RNA, 2027 nt
Organism: Neoarius graeffei (lesser salmon catfish)
Lineage: Eukaryota; Metazoa; Chordata; Actinopteri; Siluriformes; Ariidae
Exons: 3
Coding region: 1282-1905 (207 amino acids)
Molecular function (GO): DNA binding
Source: RefSeq, a predicted model, not a curated record